AUGCUUAAGAGCAAUCUUGUUGGUAGUGGCUGCUAUUGUAUAAGUGAGAGUAGGGUUUUUGGUAUUUUGUGUGAUAGUAAAAGCUGGCACAGUGUUGACAAUAGAAAGGAUGGGGUUAGAGACGUAAUGGGAGGAGAUUUGUGUGAAGGCAUCUUCCCCAUAGGGAAAGCCUCCAGCAAUAGACCUGCCCGGAUGGGAUUUGAAAGAGAGAGCGGUAAGCCAAAGACUGACUCAGCAAUGUUAACCAUAAAGCCACAAAUUAACUAG
Dovyalis caffra is the source of this 267-nucleotide messenger RNA. The record is from the annotation of a GenBank genome assembly. NCBI's taxonomy places the organism in Eukaryota, Viridiplantae, Streptophyta, Magnoliopsida, Malpighiales, Salicaceae.